GUAAAUAAAUAAAUAAAUAAAGGCAAUGUUGGUGUGUGGGGGUUCAUUCAUCUGAGUUGGAGGGCACUAACGGCGAGAGCAGCAGAAAUGGCAUGGAGAGGACAGCUAUCCAAGAAUUUGAAGGAGCUUCGGAUCUUGUUCUGCCAAACCUCUCCUUCAAGCGCCCCCGCUAGGACGUUUGUGGAAAAGAAUUACAAGGACCUCAAGACUUUGAAUCCCAAAUUUCCUAUAUUGAUCCGCGAAUGCACUGGAGUCGAGCCGCAAUUAUGGGCUAGAUAUGAUAUGGGUGUUGAGAGGGUUGCUCGUUUAGAGGGUUUGAGCGAGGCACAGAUCUCCAAGGCACUCGAAGACCUAGUUAAAGUUGGGGCAUCCUGAAGGAGUAGUAAUCUGCUGUGCUAUUGUACUUGCAACAGACGUUAAUAAAUGCACGAGAGGAACUUCUGUGGAGAUGCUUUUCUGUUUACAUUCUAUUCGCUCUUUUUUUUGUUCUUUGAGAUUAUUGCUCAAAUACUCAGCUUGAGCAAUCAUGUUUCUGGGACGCAUGUCUUUGUUUAUAUAAAUAGUUUCUCCGGGAGGUAUUAUCAGAAGGAGAUUUCUCAUUUUUCCUAAAGGUGAAUUUAUCGCACUAGUAGUUUCCCGGAAUUAGACUUGGAGGAAAUUUAUUUUUCUUCUUUUUCCUAUGAAGGUUACGUUGUUGUUGAAUGGUUGGGCAGCAUUUAUGCAUCAGAUACUGUGUUCUUAUCUUCUAUGUGAAAUUUUUUGAUGUAA
Molecule: messenger RNA, 768 nt
Organism: Cucurbita moschata (crookneck pumpkin)
Lineage: Eukaryota; Viridiplantae; Streptophyta; Magnoliopsida; Cucurbitales; Cucurbitaceae
Product: NADH dehydrogenase [ubiquinone] 1 alpha subcomplex subunit 2-like
Exons: 3
Coding region: 88-375 (95 amino acids)
Source: RefSeq, a predicted model, not a curated record